Molecule: messenger RNA, 1946 nt
Organism: Panicum hallii
Lineage: Eukaryota; Viridiplantae; Streptophyta; Magnoliopsida; Poales; Poaceae
Product: SUPPRESSOR OF ABI3-5
Exons: 12
Coding region: 71-1423 (450 amino acids)
Biological process (GO): mRNA splicing, via spliceosome
Cellular component (GO): nucleus
Molecular function (GO): RNA binding
Source: RefSeq, a predicted model, not a curated record
CAAACCGCUCCGCGUGUUUUGAGAGGAGCGGCGCGGAGGACGGACGUACCGUGCCCGGCGAACGGCGGCGAUGGAGGGGAGCGGCGGCGACGCGGCGGAGGGCGCAGGAGCCGGGUUCGAGUGGGACGCCGACUCGCAGCUCUACUACCACGCCAGUACUGGUUUUUACCAUGACCCUGUCGCUGGAUGGUACUACAGCAGCAGAGAUGGCCAAUACUACAUCUACGAGAACGGAAAUUACACGCCGUUGAUGACAGAUCUGGGCAAUGAACCCACGUCAAAAUAUCCAUACGACGAGGCCAGCCAAGAUGUCUUGGAACCAAGCUCUUCAGGUUUGGAACCACCUAUACCUGACGAUGAGAAUGAAACAGUGGGACCGCCAUCAGAAUGGAUGGAGGAAACACUGAUAAACUUGUACUUGUCAGGCUACUCAAAUAGAGAAGUCAUUACUGAAAGUUCGCUAGGAAACACACAUACAAAUGAGGAAGACAGAAAUGAGACAACGGGGAACAAACUGAGUAGCUUGACCUCAGACAGUGCAUCAGCUUCUCUGAAUGAUGCUACAUCACAGCAAGUUGAAGAUGAAACGGAAACUAAGAAUUCCACUGCUGUGGACGAAUCUCUGGGGGAAGAGGAAGAGAAAUGGCUUGCCCAAUAUGGUCAGGUAGAGAGAGUAAAUGAUGAUACACCAUUACUGCCAACCAUUGAUAUAUGGGAUUGGUAUGUGGUCCAAGAUCAUGUUAGCAAAGGUCAGCCUGUGGCUAGGCUUGUGGGAUGCUUAUCUAGGGGUUCUAGUAAGCUUCAUCCUUCUCUGCCUACUCGUGGUGGCCGUCUAAGAACUGCUUCUGUGAGUGAAGUUCAUCUUGACCUUGUGCGUGUAUCAACAGGGAAGCUGUACAGGCUAAGGAACCCUAGCAGAAAAUACUUGGCCUCUUUGUCCGCAUAUGACUCCUCUAACCCGACAAAAGAUUGGGGGUUUCCUGAUAUUUAUGCAAAUCCUGAUAUUAAUUUGAAUAAGCAAUCAACUGCACAGUCCCAAUCUGAAGUUGCUGAUGAGUCUUCUAUCGAGGGAGGUAUCUCAGCAGUUAAUGGCAAGGAGCAAAAGACAAAAGUUUACAGGGACAGAGCUGCUGAGAGAAGGAACCUGCAUCGCGGCUUAGGGAUAGGGCCUGGACAGAAGCAAAGUAACAUAAUCAGUUCUGAUGAAUACGAGGAAUCAAUUGACGACAUUGAUUCAAUGGAAACUGCAUCAGUAGAUAUGAAUUUUCGUUCCAGUGGUUUGCAUUCUGCCAAGAGAAUAAUGGAGAACAUGGGCUGGAAGGAGGGAGAGGGCCUUGGAAAAAGCAGAAAGGGUAUUGUAGAACCUAUACAGCCUCUCAUCAACAAACAUGGUACUGGUUUGGGAUGGAACCAAACCCGCUAAGAGCCUAAGAUGUUCCUUUUCUGUACUGCUAUGGCCUAUGGAGAAUUGGAGAUUACUGUCGUCUGGGGUGCAACUAUGAAAGAAUGAUGUAUCUGACAUGUGUUCCUUGUUCUAACUCCAACUUUUCUUGGACGACAGUGUUUUUACAGCAAGACUUUGUGGCUCUUGUUGUGUUUGCAGGGACCGGCGUAAAGCUAUGCUGGAAAACCAAAGGAGCGGGAUGGUAUUAUUGGUUGAUUGAAGCGCACCAACUGCUUAUCUCUGUGGCAAGCCUACGAAUUGGAUGGAGCCGGGUGAAGCCCAAGGCAGCCCCUCUUCCAUCUCCGGUAGAACACGGUUGUGAUCCAACGGCUAGCUCUAGCAGCCCUCUCGCUGGAGCUCGGGCAGCCGCCCAGGGUUCCGGGGCCCAUCCAAUGUACCUUACCGCGUCAUGUUAUUUUCUAUAGGCAAAAUUUUCUUUUGCAAUCGUUCCAAUUCUGAGUUCUCCUUUGCCAUCCAAAACUGCACUUUGUUUUUUUUAAUC